Messenger RNA from Lineus longissimus, 2316 nucleotides. RefSeq lists its product as uncharacterized. The record is from RefSeq and is a predicted model, not a curated record. Gene Ontology annotation, molecular function: aspartic-type endopeptidase activity; zinc ion binding; nucleic acid binding. Gene Ontology annotation, biological process: proteolysis. The coding region runs from base 1 to 2316 and encodes 771 amino acids. Lineage: Eukaryota; Metazoa; Nemertea; Pilidiophora; Heteronemertea; Lineidae. The transcript has 4 exons.
AUGUUUGAGAAUUACCUCAUUGCUGCUGAAGAUGAGAGGAAUAAAUUCUCACCGCAACGCAAGAGAGGACUCUUACUACAUUCUAUUGGGGCUGAAGCCCAACGUGUGUUUUACACGCUACGGGAGGAUGCUGUUGAGUAUGCUGAUGGGGAUGACGACUACGUGAAAGCGCUUAAGCUGUUAGAGAGUCAUUUUGCACCCGUGGAAAAUACCAUUGCCGCGAGGGUACGUUUCCGGAAAAGAUCUCAACAUACCAAUGAAACUAUUGAUCAGUUCGUUACAAACCUGCGUGAGUUAGCGAUUCCGUGCAACUACGGAGAUCGGCUUGACGAAAUGGUACGUGAUCAGAUAGUGGAGAAAACCAACAAUCCGAAGUGUCAGGAGCGCCUGCUUUUAGAGAAGGACCCGUCAUUGGAAAAAGCCUUGACAAAUGCACGUCGUGUUGAACAAGCACAGAAAGAAUCGAAAACGAUGGGAAAAGAGGCCGCUAAAUCUGAGGAUACAGUCCAUGCAAUGAAAGCCCAUCAUAAAAAGCCAAGCCAUCGACAGUCGUUUUCAAAACCUACGAGGCCUACGCCGUUUACUGACAAUCGCUCAUGCUAUAGGUGUGGUUCAAGAUCACAUCUUGCUAACUCUAAGGACUGUCGUGCUACACAAGUUACUUGUCAUGCCUGUGGCAAGAAAGGUCACUUACAGAAGUUAUGUAUGCAGGCAAAACGUACAAAUGCUUCUACAGUUAGGCACCUACAAUUCGAUCAAACUUUGGAGAAUGAUCUUACUGGUUGUGUGACUACACAUUCCGUGCCUGGACCUGAUAUGCAUGUGCUCUCACUUGUGAAUGCACCCAAGGACACCAAUGCAAUCUCGUGUACGAUUACGAUGAACCAUGUUCCAAUGCGCAUGUUAGUCGAUACAGGAAGUCCGAGAACUCUAAUCUCCCAAGCGCAAUACGAAAAGUAUUUCGCCCACGUUCCCUUACAACCUGCUGAGGUACAACUCAAGUCUUACUCUAUGGAUAUCGUUAAAGUCUCUGGAACUUUUACCGCCGACAUCACUUACAAGGAUCGUUUGGGUAAAGUUAAGGGAUUCUCUCAUAAAAUCCGUGUGAAACCUGACGCUGUUCCAGCUCAAGCUGCGUUACGUGCGAUACCGUUUGCUAUUCGUGAGGAAGUUCACAAGGAAUUGGAUCGUUGGGAAAAGGAUGACAUAGUUGAGAAGAUCGAUGCUUCAGAGUGGGUAUCCCCACUUGUUGUUGUUCGUAAGAAAACUGGUAAUAUUCGUCUUUGCGUUGACAUGCGUGCGCCAAAUAAGGAGAUUGUCGUUGACAAGUUUCCUAUUCCCAGCAAUGAUGAAUUACGCGGUGAAUUACGCGGUGCAAAAUACUUUGCUCGUCUAGAUCUAGCCAAUGCUUACCACCAACUUGAACUUAAUGAGGAAAGUCGUGACCUCACAUGCUUUCUGACUCACCAAGGCCUUUACCGUUUCAAGCGCGUUCCAUUUGGGCUUGCGUCCGCGCCCAGUGCUUUUCAGAAAAUGAUGAAGAUCGCCUUACAAGGACUUGAAGGUCUACAGUCGUACUUCGAUGACUUAGUAGUCUACGGCCGUACGUGGGAAGAAUAUCGCAGGAACUUGAAAGCUGUUCUUCGCCGAUUAAGUGAACUAGGAAUCAAGCUCAACCCGGCUAAGUGCGAGUUUGAUUUAACGGAGAUGGAAUUCCUAGGUCACAUGGUAACACCGGAAGUAGAGCCAGUGCGCAAGUUGCUUCGUGGAGAUCAGAAGUUUGAAUGGUCUGAGGACUGCCAGACUAGUUUCAAAUGUAUCAAGGAGGAUAUUGGGAACCAUAUCACUCUGACCUUGUUUGAUCCUGAUCUUGACAUUGUUGUUACAACAGAUGCUAGUGGUUAUGGACUCGGUGCCUACAGGAGUCAAUACAAGAAUGGUCUUGAACGUAUUGUUACGUGUGCGUCACAGUCCUCUGAAUUAACCAUUGGGGACAAGACUGUUGGUUACCCAAUGAAAGACAAUGACAUUUACGAGUCCUCUGAAUUAACCAUUGGGGACAAGACUGUUGGUUACCCGAUGAACGACAAUCAUGAUAUUUACGAGUCUGCUGAAUUAACCAUUGGGGACAAGACUGUUGGGUACCCCAUUAAAGACAAUGAUAUUUACGAGUCCUCUGAAUUAACCAUUGGGGACAAGACUGUUGGUUACCCGAUGAAAGAAAAUGAUAUUUACGAGUCAUCUGAAUUAUCCAUUGGGGACAAGACUGUUGGGUACCCAAUGAAAGAAAUGAUAUUUACGAGUCCUCUGAAUUAA